GCUGCCCUCCCCGGCAGCAUCGCCUGUCCCAGGCUCUGCGCCUGCUACGUCCCCACCGAGGUGCACUGCACCUUCCGGUACUUCACAGCCGUCCCACCGCACAUCCCUCCGAACGUGGAGCGCAUCAAUCUGGGUUACAACAGCUUGCUUAAACUGAUGGAAACAGAUUUUUCUGGCCUGGAGAAACUGGAGUUACUGAUGCUGCACAGCAAUGAGAUAAAUACAAUCCCUGAUAAGGCGUUCAGUGAUUUAUAUUCAUUACAGGUCUUAAAAAUGAGCUAUAACAAGCUCAGAGUACUUCAAAAUGGUCUAAAGAGCUUGGUACGGUUGCAUAUGGACCACAAUAAAAUUGAAUUUGUAAAUCCCAACGUUUUCUACGGACUCACAUCACUGAGGUUGGUCCACUUGGAAGGAAAUUUACUUAAGCAGCUUCAUCCAGAUACUUUUGUCAACUUGUGCUAUAGCCAGAUAUUUAAAAUAUCCUUCGUGAAGCACAUGUAUUUGUCUGACAAUAUGUUGACUUUACUACCACAAGAAAUGUUCUCCUACAUGUCUGAGCUAGAGAGCAUUUACCUUCAUGGAAACCCAUGGUCCUGUGAUUGCAAUCUACAGUGGCUGGCAGAAUGGGUAAAAGAGAGACCAGAUGUUAUAAAGUGCAAAAAAGACAGAAGUUCUGGUGCUCAGCAAUGCCCGGUUUGUGCUAGUCCCACAAAUCGUAAAGGGAAAAGCUUAGCGGAUAUUCCUUCUGCAUCUUUAACCUGCACUAAGCCAGCCAUACAUGACUCCCUGAAAUUUAAAAACCUCACAGUGUCAGAUGAUGGGGAUUUCAGUUCUGUAUCUCCCAAGGACUUCAUAGCUCCUAUAGGAUCCAUGGUUUUGAACAUGACUGACCAAGCAGGAAGUCAAGGUCACUUGGUUUGCAACAUCCAAAAACCUAAAGAAAUGUCUCCCAUCUCAUUUGGCAAAGACGGCAACAGUACAGUACUCAAAACUUCAUUCUCAGCAUUUCUUGUGUGUGGCAUUGAUUAUGAACAUAUUCAGCAGCUAUGGAGCAUACUGGCACUGUACAGUAAUUCUCCCUUAAAACUGGAAAGGAAUGUCCUAGUAACUAAUAUGCCUUUUUACAAAUAUAAACAAAUCUACUCUGAAAGAGAUGAACUUUUUACCAAUAUAGAGACUGAACUGAGAGCUGAACCGUCUUGGUUAAUGCAAAGCAAAGUAGCAUUACAGCUAGACCGGACAGCAACCACACUUAACACAUUGCACAUCCAAUACUUCACGGAUGCUCAGAUUAUUUUGCCCAGUGCUGACAAAAAACAGGCGAGAAAUAACUGGACCAUCAUCUCCAGGGACAACAAAACACAAACGGAGCACACUGUUUUAGUCGGGGGGACCGUAGAACUGGAGUGCCAAGCAAUUGGAGAACCAGCUCCUGCAAUAGAGUGGAUAUUGGCUGAUGGAAGCAAAGUUAGAGCUCCUUAUAUCAGUGAGGAUGGAAGAAUCAUGGUAGUUAAAACUGGAACAUUCACGUUACGGACAGCUGAUACUUUUGACACUGGGCUUUAUCACUGCAUCGGCACAAAUUACAACGAUGCAGAUACUCUCACAUUCAGAAUUACUGUGGUCGAUCUUCAUGUGGAACACAACAGUGUAAAUGGAGCCCAACUUUCUACAUUUGUUGGCAGCACACUCUACCUUCCCUGUACAUCCACUGCUGUUCCAGAUGCUGCCAUUAGCUGGGUGUUACCUCAGCAUGUGAUUCUUCAUCACUCUGCAAGAAACAAACAUAUUUUUGACAACGGUACCUUGAGAAUACAAGGGGUAACAGAGCAAGACAGUGGCUACUUUAGAUGCGUUGCAGCCAACCAGUAUGGUGUUGAUCUUUUGGUUUUCCAAGUGCUAGUUAGAAAGGAUGAAACCACUCUAAAGAGUAAGCAUGUAGCUGUGGGAGAAUGGGAAGAGGGCGAUGGCUCUGGCAAUGCAAUGCUGGCUUCUGCUACAAGACAGAAACAUCCUUUAGCUACUCUAGCUACCUUGACAGCUAAUCAGGAAUCUGCUGCCUCAGCAUCCAGGAAUCGGAUCGCACAGAGUGCACAUAAACGGAGAAGCUACGGGAGAAUGACUUACAGGCACUACAGGGACAAAAUAAGCAGGCGGUUUAGAGGACACAGAAGACAGUUUGUUUCCUCAGCCAGGAGAGUCGAUCCGCAGCGCUGGGCAGCCUUUUUGGAAAAAACAAAGAGGAACUCAACAUUGAUAGAAAAACGAGGAGAAGUUGCAACGAAACCACCUAUUCAAGUCCGUAAGUUCUCAAAAGUACCUGGCGAUGAGGAGGAAAUAUCUGGUGAUCUGAUCUCUCCAGAAGAAGAAUUCAUGAUACCAGUAACAAGAACAGCCAUUGUAUCUCCUCUGGGGAGAGCAAUGGAAAGCAUGACAACUGCAGGGCCUGAGAUGACUGUGAAUAACAGCCCUGCUAGGAAAACCCCUCCCCUGGUUGCAGAGGCAGUAACUCCCCUACUCUCUCCUUUUUCACAGUCUCUGUCAUCUGACAGCAGAAGGCCACAAACAUACCUAAAAUCUACAAUUACAAACUCAUGGGAAAGAUCUAAUUUAAGUAAAAUAUCAGCAAAUGGUAUAAAUCAAUCAACUGUAUCAAAAGCAAGUAGAACAUCUACACUCUUCUCUGCUGGGCAAAGGUUGGUACAUUCUGGGGAAAGUAAUAACCAGCAUUUAAAAUCUGUAUCUGCGACACCUGUGACAGAUGUUACAGUCACCAGCAAGUCUGUACCUUCCCAAAACACAGUGGACAAGCUACAUGUUUUUACUGAGUCUGUUGACAAGAUUUCCACCAAAACAGAUCGUCAGAUAUCUGUAGUGACAGUCAGUGAACCAAGUCCUGAAUUUGGUCACAUUUAUUUUCAUAGUACUGAGAAACGAGUAACUCCUAAGCCACCAUUGGACUUGAGUAUCCUUACUCAUCAGCAAAUUCAGAUUAUUCAGGAUGUUACAACUCUCACACCCCAGGCCCAGCAGCCAUAUGGAAGACAAAGGAAAAUUUCUGGUAGGAGACGAAUUGUUAGACCAGGACGAAUUCCAAGUAUGAAGGAGCACAGAUACAAUUUGGGGAGGCCAGGAUCUGUCAGAGGAAGUAUAGCUGUGGCUGCAGAUGUUCAACUGAAUAUGAAAUAUGUAUCAAAUUUACCAACCUUAAAUAAUUUAAGCAGCUCCAUCAACCCAUUGAGCCCAGAAGCACCUCUGUCCUCCCCCUCUACCAUGAGUAUGCCAUUGGAGCACGCAGCGGGUACUCAUCAAAACACAGCAUUCCUCAGGGAAGAGAAAAACAAAGCUAGUGCAAGGCAAAAAGUCACUACGACAGUCAUGCCUUUAAUUACAAAAAAUACUCCUCAAUGGAAAUUGGAGACCAAUACUCCAUUUCAGACAAAUACUGAUAGAGUCCAACCUUUUAGCAUCAGACAACCAACAACGGCAAUCCAUUCAGCUCAUAUUACAACAGAAAUUACACAUACCAUAAGCACUAAGAUAUCUUCUACCCUUGAAUCCGUCUCACCCAGCAUUAAGCCUAGAACCUCAACAAAAAAUUCCCAAAGAGGAAAAAUUACUUGGGAACGUCUCUUUGGAAGUGGUGCACAAAAAGAGGUCCUUCUUCAGAAGCUACCAAAACAACAGAGAGAGAUGUUUCUAUCAACAGAGGUAUCGACCGUGCUUCCUAAAACUACGGCAGCAUUACCUAUGUCCAAUAUGUCUCCUUUGCACUUUACGCCUAUUCCAACAGGUGGGAAUCACAGCAGUGGUUUCUUGUCUUUAAACAAACCCAUUCUUUAUGGCAAUGGUAAGUCAGAACAACAUCUUCCCACUGCAAAACUGCAGUCUUACUCUAAUCCUGCAACUAGUGCAACCAAAGAAAUGGAUGUAAGAAGUUUGAAGCCAACAGUUAUACCUAUUAUUACUCCUCAAACUGACACCAAAAUAACCAAAAAUAAAACAUUCAGAAUGGGAAGAAAGAGAGGUCAGAGGAGGAAGAGGCCCCCUAAAACACCUGCGUCACAAAGCGUGACUGCAGGCCGCAGCACUGCAGCGAGUCCAUCGGUGAAUACAGCCACGCCUGUCCUGACAACAGUUAAAUCAUUAGCUACGCCUACAAGUCUUGCGUCUGCAAAACCUCUCUCUGAGAGCGUAAGCGCAGUCUCGGUGACAGAAAUGCCAGCACUGUGGAUCCUCAACACACCAGACGCCCCUCAGCACGUGCCUGCAGCAGCCAGGCAGACAUCAGCGAGCCCUGUCAGACGGAGGAACAUCCAGUCAGCCACGUUACCACCCGACAGCCGUAUUGCUCCGAGCCGCGCACCCACAACCCAACCCACACCACGGCUUUCAAAGCCUUUCAGCGCCACAAGCGCACGACCUGCCACAGUCUAUGCAACAUCUGGGUCAGAACCCGCUCAGCACAUCAAAGCCACCGCAACGGCAGAUGAAAAACCACACCCGAAAAUGGAAGAGAGAGUUACCCAAGAAAACCAUGUUGCACAGCCCACUUUCCCAGCAAGAACCGAGUCAAGUACCAGAGCUCCUGCUGCAUCCACAGACAUCUCUCCUCCCAGCGCUCAGCAUCCCACCCCGCUGCCAGCCCUAACAGCAGUCAUGCCACCUGCACGUGCUGCGAGAACCACCUCGCCUCCAUGGGGGGAGAUGAAAUUCUGGCAGAAGCCCUCUGCUAAAGUCACGGAGAGAGGCAACACGUUAACUGGCAGUACACUGACCAUACUGAAGUCAUCACAGAUCGUGACUCCGUAUGCUCCUCUGUGGGGAAGGGAGAAGGACAGUUCUGUCAAAGGCUGGUCUGAAAAGAGACAGGAUCAAGAAAUUACCACCAACAAUCCUAUAGCCCUGGACUCUUUAAGCAGAAAUCAUUUUGCAAAGCCCAAAAUAAUUGGAGGAAAAUUAGCUGCUUUUACUGUGCUAGCUAAUUCAGAUGCUUUUAUUCCUUGUGAAGCUACUGGUAACCCCCGUCCAACAAUACAGUGGACCAAGAUGUCGUCAGGGACCGAUGCUCUGGAAAGCCGAGGUGACGGCAGAUGGAUGGUGUUUGCCAACGGCACGCUCUCGAUCGCCCGGGUGGGCCUGCAGGACCGCGGGCAGUACCUGUGCACCGCGGCCAACCCGCACGGCGCGGCACGGCUCCUGGUCACCUUGUCGGUGGUGGCCUACCCGCCCCGCAUCACCGGUGGCAGGUGGCAGCUCCUCACCGCUCACUCCGGAAAGCCCGUGGCAGUGAAGUGCAGAGCUGAGGGCAGGCCUCCUCCCACCAUCUUGUGGGUUCUAGCAAAUAAAACGCACAUCUCCAGCUCUUCUGCAGGAAAUAACAAAGUUCAUGUGGAACCAGACGGCACUUUAAUUAUCAAGGAAGUCACUGUUUACGACAGGGGCCUCUACACAUGCAUGGCUAAAAACCCAGCGGGCACUGACACGCUGGUUGUAAAACUGCAGGUCGUUGCGGCACCUCCCACUAUUCUGGAAGAGAAAAGACAACGUGUUGAAGGAACGAUGGGGGAAAAUCUGAAGUUCCCUUGCACUGUGAAAGGGAAUCCUCAGCCCACUGUCCACUGGGUCCUCUUUGAUGGCACGGUGGUGAAGCCUCUGCAGUUUGUAAACGCAAAGCUGUUCCUGUUCUCCAACGGUACCCUCCACCUCAGCAACAUUGUCCCGUCUGACAGCGGGAAUUACGAGUGCAUAGCCACAAGCUCGACUGGCUCGGAAAGGAGGGUGGUGAGCCUCAUGGUGGAACACAGAGACACGCUUCCAAAAAUAGCUACCGCCUCUCAAGAAAUGACUCAGUUGAAUUUUGGGGAUAAGUUGCUUCUGAACUGCACAGCGACUGGGGAGCCAAAGCCCAGGAUCAUCUGGAGGUUACCUUCCAAGGCAGUUGUUGACCAGUGGCACAGGUAG
Messenger RNA from Fulmarus glacialis (Northern fulmar), 5964 nucleotides. RefSeq names its product immunoglobulin superfamily member 10-like. Gene Ontology annotation, molecular function: protein binding. Gene Ontology annotation, cellular component: extracellular region. The record is from RefSeq and is a predicted model, not a curated record. Lineage: Eukaryota; Metazoa; Chordata; Aves; Procellariiformes; Procellariidae.